AAACCCCACAUUCAUCCUGUUGACACAGACUCUCUCUUGGCAAUGUGGUGCAGUCGUAUGGCACUGCGUCAGCUCCAGAGGAUCGCCGUUGCUCCUUUGAAUGCUGCUGGAGGUUUAACGAGCAAAGUGCAGAGGGAGAUGUCGACCCUGCCACGGGUGUAUGUCACCCGACAGAUCCCACCAGAGGGCCUGAAGAUCCUCAAAGAAUCUGGACAGGUGCAGUUCGAGCUGUGGGAUUCAGAUGACCCAGUGCCCAGGAAGGAGCUGCUUCAGAAGGUCAAAGGCGUUGAUGGUCUGCUCUGCGUCCUGACAGAAAAGAUUGAUGCAGAAUUGUUGGAUGCUGCAGGUCCUAACCUGAAGGUUCUUAGUACUAUGUCAGUGGGUUUUGAUCAUCUGUCCUUGGAGGAGCUGAAGAAAAGAGGGAUCCGUGUCAGUUACACCCCUGAUGUUCUGACAGAUGCUGUUGCUGAGCUGACUGUAGCUCUGCUGCUCACAACCUCCAGGAGGCUCAUAGAGGCCACACACGAAGCCAAGACUGGUGGCUGGGGCACAUGGAGAACUCUAUGGCUGUGUGGACAUGAGCUGGCCAACAGCACUGUGGGUAUUUUUGGUUUAGGGAGGAUUGGCGUGGCUAUCGCUGAGCGUCUGGCACCUUUCAAAGUAAAGAAGUUCAUCUACACAGACAUGGCUCCCAGGCCUGAGCUGGCUAGUGCCAUCAAUGCUGAAUUUGUGUCUUUCGAUGAACUGGCAAAGCAGUCAGACUUCCUGGCUGUGUGCUGCGCUUUAACACCAGAGACAAAGGAGAUCUGCAACAAGAAUCUCUUCUCAAAGAUGAAAAACACCUCUAUCUUUAUCAACACCAGCAGAGGUGGAGUGGUGAACCAGGAAGACCUGUAUGAGGCUCUGUCCACUGGCCAGAUAGCAGGAGCUGUAGAUGUCACUGUGCCAGAGCCCCUGCCCACCAGCCAUCCACUGUUUACCCUCAAAAACUGUGUGAUUCUUCCGCAUAUUGCUAGUGCCUCGUAUACGACCCGUAACGCCAUGUCCAGCCUGGCAGCAAACAACCUCCUCCUCGGCCUGCGGGGUCAGCCGAUGAUCAAAGAGCUCAAGCUUUGAGAAGAAUCUGGUUCCACCCUGAGAACUGAUUAAAUAUUGAGCAAUUAGUUCUACCAUCAUCUCUAAUUUUGCUUCAUAGGACUGAAUCCAGGAUAUUUAGUAAAAGUCCUCAACAGUAAACAGUUCAGGGAAACUGUUUUUGCUCUACUUUCAACUUUUCAGCCAAAUAUGUACAAUAACAGUAUCUCUUGUAAAGCCUCUAUCAGUUCCUAUUUCAUAUAAACGUCACAAGCAAACUGAA
Acanthochromis polyacanthus (spiny chromis) is the source of this 1357-nucleotide messenger RNA. It is a transcript of the gene grhprb, whose product is annotated as glyoxylate reductase/hydroxypyruvate reductase b. Gene Ontology annotation, cellular component: cytosol. The record is from RefSeq and is a predicted model, not a curated record. NCBI's taxonomy places the organism in Eukaryota, Metazoa, Chordata, Actinopteri, Pomacentridae. Gene Ontology annotation, molecular function: hydroxypyruvate reductase (NADH) activity; hydroxypyruvate reductase [NAD(P)H] activity; NAD binding.